AUGAACAGCAGUAAAAGUACACAAGCGCGCUUCCAGCAUGCAACCAUUAAGUCAGAACAAAGUGUUACAUUAGUGCUGUUCCAACGUAACUACGAAAACCCUUUACGAGAAAACGACAUAUACCGGCAACAGUGUUUCAAGGUUCUAAGAAUUAAAAUAAAGCGGCUGUUUGACAGUUUGCGCUACAAUACCUCAAGAUUAACCGUCUUUUCGGGACAGUUUGGUCGUGAAAUAUGA
Molecule: messenger RNA, 237 nt
Organism: Trichobilharzia szidati
Lineage: Eukaryota; Metazoa; Platyhelminthes; Trematoda; Strigeidida; Schistosomatidae
Source: the annotation of a GenBank genome assembly